Spea bombifrons (plains spadefoot toad) is the source of this 1026-nucleotide messenger RNA. RefSeq names its product olfactory receptor 8U9-like. The transcript is spliced from 2 exons. Gene Ontology annotation, biological process: G protein-coupled receptor signaling pathway. NCBI's taxonomy places the organism in Eukaryota, Metazoa, Chordata, Amphibia, Anura, Pelobatidae. The coding region runs from base 1 to 1026 and encodes 341 amino acids. The record is from RefSeq and is a predicted model, not a curated record. Gene Ontology annotation, cellular component: membrane. Gene Ontology annotation, molecular function: G protein-coupled receptor activity; olfactory receptor activity.
AUGGCAUGUGAUAAUCAAACGCAAGUGACGGGGUUCAUCUUAUUAGGUCUUUCAAGAGACCACGAAGUCCAGUACCAACUCUUUUAUGUGUUCACUUUAAUAUACGUGACUACCCUGUUUGGAAACCUUCUGCUCAUUCUUCUCACCAGAGUUGAUAAUGACCUGUCCACUCCGAUGUAUCGAUUCCUUUGCAAUUUGUCGAUGUUAGAUAUUUGUUUCACGUCGGUCACUGUCCCCAGGAUGCUAAUUAACCUGUCAUUUCAGCAGAAUUCUAUCUCUUAUGUGGCUUGUUUUACGCAGUUAUAUUUCUUCCACUUGAUUGGAAAUGCAGAAAUCUGUCUUUUAGCCAUCAUGAGUUACGACCGUUAUGUAGCGAUCUGUCACCCGCUUAGAUACCGCCAGAUAAUAAGCACCGAAAAUUGCAUGCGCAUGGCUGGUGCUUGUUGGGUUAGCGGUAUAUUAUUUUCUUUUUGUCAUACUCUUCUUAUAGCAAAACUAUCCUUUUGUACAUCCAACGUGAUCAACCAUUUCUUCUGUGACAUCCCACCCCUUCUUCAGUUGUCCUCCACCGACACGACAAGGAGCACUCUGGAAAUUUUCAUACUUGGAGGAACGGUCGCUGGAGGAGGUUUCUUGCUGACCUUGAUCUCUUAUAUUUUCAUAAUAUCAUCCAUUUUAAAAAUUAGUUCCACAAAAGGGAAGCGGAAAGCCUUCUCCACGUGUGCUUCCCAUCUCACGGUUGUUUCCAUUUUUUUUGGGACCAUCCUAUUUAUGUACUUGAGACCCAGAUCAGCUUAUUCACUAGAGAAUGACAAAAUGCUGUGUGUAUUUUACAAUAUAUGCACACCCAUGAUGAAUCCAGUAAUUUAUAGUUUUCGGAAUGACGAAGUGAAAAAAGCUCUAAAGAGAAUGUUCAAGACGAUAGACCUUAAGAAUUUGGUGGAACAAGUGGAAAUAUGGAACUUUGGAACAAAAGCAAAGGCACGGAGUUUCUACUCCUUGGAAUCUCAGACAUCCAGGAACUAA